CCUGGGCCUGGGCGUGAGGCACUCAAAGACCGAUACACAGCCAGACAGUGAAGCUUUCCUCAACUCCGGACAAACUUACCAACGUAAAAUGGGAAACUGCCAACCCACAAUUGUUCCUUAUGAGGACUUCGAUGUCGUGGCGGACAUCAAGGCAAUCCGCAAGGCCUGCAAAGGCCUGGGGACGGAUGAGCAGGCCAUCAUUGACAUCCUAGCCAACCGCUCUGCGGCGCAGAGGAUGGAGAUCAAGCAGGCCUACUUCGACAAGUAUGACGAUGAGCUGAUUGAGGUGUUGAAGAGUGAGCUGUGCGGUAACUUUGAGAAGGCCGUCGUCGCCAUGCUGGACCCCGCCAACGUCUACCUCGUCAAGGAGCUGCGGAAGGCCAUGAAGGGCGCGGGAACCGACGAGGACGUGCUCGUGGAGAUCUUGUCUACCUCCACCAAUCAGGACAUUGCCAUGUUCAAGGAGACUUAUUUUCAAGUCCACGAGAGGGACCUGGAGGCUGACAUCGAGGGGGACACCAGUGGCGAUGUGAGGCGGCUGCUGACUCUUCUCCUGCAGGGGACUAGAGACGAGGGGGAGGAUGUGGACGAGGCCUUGGCUGAGCAGGACGCUGCCUCCCUGUUUGAGGCAGGAGAAGGCCGCUUCGGGACAGACGAGUCCACAUUCAGCUACAUCCUGGCUACCAGGAACUACAUUCAGCUACAGGCUACGUUCAAGGCCUAUGAGCAGCUGUCGGGAACAGAAAUUUUGGACGUCAUCGAGAACGAGACCUCAGGCACCCUGAAAAAAUGCUACGUCGGCCUCGUGAGGUGUGCCAAGAACCCUCAGCUGUACUUCGCCCGCCGCCUCAACGCCGCCAUGAAGGGAGCUGGCACAGACGAAGACACGCUCAUCCGCCUCAUCGUGUGCCGUUCUGAGAUUGACCUGGAGACCAUCAAGGACCUGUACCUGGAGAAGUACGACGUAUCCCUGAAGGACGCCAUCAAGUCCGAGUGCGGCGGAGACUUCAAGCGCCUCCUGCUGGCCAUCUGCCACUGAGAGGAGGCGCGGAGAGAGGAGGAGACGAGGAGGAGGAGGAGGAGAGCGUCUGGUGAAGGACCCAGGGGCGCUCUGUCUUGAGUACAUGUUAUAACCAGCAGGACAAACUAACACAACUGACCACACACACACAAGUCCUUCAGUCCUCAACAUCCUCAAACUUGAUAUUAAAAUGAAAAUGCCUUUAGUGGGGCUGGGGUGGGAGAGAGAGAAGGAAGGAGGAAGGGAAGAGAAGGAGAAGAAAAGAAAAGAACAGAAUGAGGAAUGAGUGCUAGAAAAGGUAGCGAUGCACAAGGAGAGAAAUGGGGGGAAUGCAUGUAGAAUGAUGAAGACAAGGGUAGAUGGGGCAAAGGAAGGAAGAUUAUUUUAAUCAGACAGCCAAUUUACCACAUAGUGAAAAUGAGAUUAACAUUAUCAGUGAACUUGUUUCCUUUCCCCCUCUCCUAUAUUUAUUCAUAACUUAGAUUCACUAAUGGUCCUGUGAGUUGCUUUAGAUGGGUGUGGGUGUUAUGCUAUUUGGAAAACAUGUCUGCAAUUUUCUCCAUGUGAAAGCCAGUGUAGGCCAGUUCAUGCUAAUUGAAGUCUUGUGGCAAAGGGUUUAAAGAGUCAGUUGGUCAGCACAGACCAGGGCGUUUCCAUAUCUCUUCCAACUCUUGAUACGCAGAGCCAAAAAUAUUUUCAGCAGAAGCCUAGAAAAUCAUGCUUACUAAAAAGUCCACAGUAUCCUCAGCUGUUAUGGGUAUAAUGAUCUUAUACUCGUGGAUAUUUUGCUAGCUUGUUAUAUCUAGCUUGUUUGUGCCAGUACCUCCCACCUACAGUUAAACCUCGCAUAGAGCUUGUGACUGUUCAAAAAUCACAUGCACUUACUUACCGUAUCCCAUGUGAAUGAAAAAGAAAAAUGUGAAGGAUCUUAAACAUGAAGGAAUACCAUAUUUUGUUUUAAACAUCAAUCAGCUUCAGUUCAUCAAAUCAGACGAACAGUCAUCAAAGUGAUAGCAGUCAUGUCAUGAUAACCUACUGUUAGUCUCAUGAUAUUCAGAUGCCUUUCUUCUGCUAUCAGUAUCACAAUCAGAUGUUAUUGUGAGGCCAGAACAAUGCAUUUUUGGGUUUUGCUUGUAUCACAAUGAUAAUUCAGCAUUUGACACCAAUCUUGUAUUACAUUAAGAGUCUGGCUCACUCAAUCUAUUGUAUUUUUUUAUUGUAAAACUAACAAGUUACACAUUUUAUUUAUCAUUAAAUGUAAUAGAUGUUAUAAUGAUAUUAACAAUGUUAAAUCUAUAUUAUAUACCUGCAUAGAAAGUAUUUAGGAGGAGAUUCCAUAUGCCUAAUAGUGUGGCACACUAAAGAUUUGUUUGGUGGUCCUCUCCACUGAUGGUGCAGUAGGUCAUGGUCUCACCCACUAGUUCUGUCUAGCAUCAUGGCAGCUUGUGUUUUUGUGGUUUUAAAAAGUGUCCUUUUAGCAGUGUCUACUUUUCAUGCCACUGACCUCUAAAACCGGACCGUUGACAGGAGUCCAUUGAUUGGGGACCAGAUUUAACACAUUCAGAAACAACUAUCAGGGACCAAAUGGCCUGUGCCUCAGUGAAACCAAAUCAGUUUGAGAUAAAUAAAAUGUCAAAUAACAACACUAAA
Sardina pilchardus (European sardine) is the source of this 2671-nucleotide messenger RNA. RefSeq names its product annexin A13 (gene anxa13). The transcript is spliced from 11 exons. The record is from RefSeq and is a predicted model, not a curated record. Bases 89 to 1039 code for a protein of 316 amino acids. Lineage: Eukaryota; Metazoa; Chordata; Actinopteri; Clupeiformes; Clupeidae. Gene Ontology annotation, molecular function: calcium-dependent phospholipid binding; calcium ion binding. Gene Ontology annotation, cellular component: cytoplasm.